Molecule: messenger RNA, 1122 nt
Organism: Brienomyrus brachyistius
Lineage: Eukaryota; Metazoa; Chordata; Actinopteri; Osteoglossiformes; Mormyridae
Gene: rplp0
Product: ribosomal protein, large, P0
Exons: 8
Coding region: 112-1065 (317 amino acids)
Biological process (GO): ribosome biogenesis; cytoplasmic translation; ribosomal large subunit assembly
Cellular component (GO): cytosolic large ribosomal subunit
Molecular function (GO): large ribosomal subunit rRNA binding; structural constituent of ribosome
Source: RefSeq, a predicted model, not a curated record
AUAAAUACCCCGCCCGUCGACGCAUCGUUCUCUUUCUUUCACGCGUCCCUACCGAGAUCAUCACCUUGUCUUUAAACCGGCUGUUAAGCGAUCCUUGGAAGCACAGCAAAGAUGCCCAGGGAAGACAGGGCCACGUGGAAGUCCAACUAUUUUAUGAAAAUCAUUCAACUCCUGGAUGACUACCCCAAGUGCUUCAUUGUGGGAGCUGACAAUGUGGGCUCCAAGCAGAUGCAGACCAUCCGGCUGUCCCUGCGUGGCAAGGCUGUGGUGCUCAUGGGCAAGAACACCAUGAUGCGCAAGGCCAUCCGUGGUCACCUGGAAAACAACCCAGCUCUGGAAAAGCUGCUGCCCCACAUCCGAGGCAAUGUAGGCUUUGUCUUCACCAAGGAGGACUUGGCAGAGGUCCGGGACAUGCUGCUGGCCAACAAGGUUCCAGCUGCAGCCCGUGCUGGUGCCAUCGCCCCUUGUGGUGUCAUCGUUCCAGCCCAGAAUACUGGCCUGGGACCUGAGAAGACCUCCUUCUUCCAGGCUUUGGGAAUCACCACCAAGAUCUCCAGAGGAACCAUUGAAAUCCUGAGCGACGUGCAGCUCAUUAAGACUGGAGACAAGGUGGGCGCCAGCGAGGCCACGCUGCUCAACAUGCUGAACAUCUCGCCCUUCUCCUACGGCCUGAUCAUCCAGCAGGUGUACGACAAUGGCAGCGUCUACAGCCCCGAGGUGCUGGACAUCAACGAGGAGACCCUGCACCAGAGGUUCUUGGAGGGUGUGAGGAACAUAGCCAGCGUGUGCCUGGAGAUAGGAUACCCGACCAUUGCCUCUGUUCCCCACUCCGUCAUCAAUGGCUACAAGCGGGUGCUGGCUAUUGCCGUGGAAACGGACUACUCCUUCCCCCUGGCUGACAAGGUGAAGGCCUACCUGGCCAACCCCUCCGCCUUCGCCGUAGCUGCACCUGCGGCAGCGGCGGCGGCUGAUACUGCGGCGGCCGCCGCUCCGGCUGCGGCCAAGGAGGCGCCACCAGAGUCCGAGGAAUCCGACGAGGACUUGGGCUUCGGCCUCUUUGACUAGGCUGGAGGUCCUGCCUUCCUUGGCGACCAGGAUCCAAUAAAAGGCAAAACCAGUAAA